GAUGCUGCUUCCAUCACCAGUGAGGAGGAUGUGGAGUGUGACAGACGAGCUGCAGAGGAUUUGACAACAACAGAAAGAUUCAGUUCCCAAGGCCUGACCAAGCCAAAGAAUGGCCUUCACUAAUUUGAAAUGAAAUUUGUGUCAGGCCAAGACUCUAGUCUGCUUACUGCUGGUCCUCCUGAAUGUGCACACAGCCACAGGAAUGUCAGGGUGGGCUGGAUGUUUGGAUGGUCAGGAUGUAUUUGCAGCAGUCAGAGAAAACAGCCUUUCAGGAGAAGUUGUUGCUGAGCUCAUGAGUGACACCACAGCAGAUGGUGUGCGCUGGAGUCUUGGUGGAAAGGACGCCGACUGGUUCUUCUUGAAUGAAAGAAACAUCCGGUUGAAUACAACACCUGACAAGAUCCUUGACCGAGAGGUUCAGGGUCCUGUCCUAGUGGCUGAGUUGGUAUAUUGUCAGGAUGAUACACUUCAGAUUGUGUACAGGAUUGUGGUGAUGAUUCUCAAUGAGAAUGAUAAUUCACCUGUGUUUGCAGAAGACACUGUCCAGUCUUUUGUUAUCAGUGAGUUGACUCCAGUGAAUACUAUAGCCUUUACUGUCCAUGCCACAGAUGCGGAUAACGACACGAUCAUUUACUCCAUUGACCAGACAUCACCUGAUGCUGAGUACUUUAAAGUUGAUUUCCCCAACACUGGAGAGGUGAUUCUGUCCAAGCCUCUAGACUAUGAGACUAAAACCCUGCUCACUGUCACCAUUCACGCAGCAGAAAUGAGCACUGUUGAGCACUUCAACACCAGCAUCAAUAUCACCAUUACUGUUCUGGAUGGAGAUGACCAUUACCCACAGUUUGUGCCCUGCAACCUGCUUUUCCAGAAUGAGACCAGCUGCAUCUGCACCAGCCCAGUGUAUACAGCUAAUAUCACAGAGGGGGAAGAGGACAUUGUGUUGGACUUCUUUCCCAGUCCCAUUCAUGCAGUGGAUGGAGACAGAGGUCUCAGCUCUCCACUCAGCUAUGCCAUCCUCUCAGGAGAUGAUGAAGGUCGCUUCCUAAUGGACAGUAUGACAGGGGAGGUGAAACUAACUCGAGGGGUGGGAGACAGAUUAACAACUCCAGUGCUGAAUCUUCACAUCAUGGCAUACCAGGACGAUGAUCCCAGGAAGUACUCUGUAGCUACAGUGUUGGUCAGAGUUCUGGCAGUGAACCAGUUUUCUCCUGAGUUUGGCAUGGCUGAAUAUCACGGCUUUGUAACUGCAGGACAGAACAUCGCCUCCCUGGUCAAUACCUAUGGCAACAAAGUACUGAUGCUACAUGUACAAGACCAGGACUUUAACCACGGUUUCAAUCCCAUGAUCUCCUUCACCUUCAGUCCAACAUCUAAUCACACAGACAUCUACCAGUUUGCACGGGAUGGGUUUCUGAUCGCCAGGGCCAAUCAACUAAAGCCAAAACAGAAACACGUUCUAGAGGUAAUGGCUAUAGACCAGGAGUCUGGCGAUGCAGCCUUUACUACUGUAGUAGUUGAGGUGUUAAAUGACGGACAACCAGUUCCUCAUAGUCCACUGGGAGGUGACCAUCUGACAGGUUGUACAGUGAGCAGGGCGUUCUUUCUGACCAUGAUGUUCAUGACUGUAAUUGGAUGUAUCCUGUCUACGGUGAUGUGGCUGAAGAAGAAAUAUAAGGGGAAGAGGGACCCACUGGAGAGAGGCUGUGUGGCCCAGGGUAAACACCCCAAUGUGGUAAGAUUAGUUUAAAUCUGUAAUCUAGGUUCAUAUUUAUCAGGAUUUGUUUGUCACUGAGUUCUGAAAUAUUCUCUACUAUAUUCCCUCAGAGCUUACGAUGGUUCCAACUGGUGAGC
Messenger RNA from Monopterus albus (swamp eel), 1854 nucleotides. RefSeq names its product cadherin-related family member 5-like. The record is from RefSeq and is a predicted model, not a curated record. Gene Ontology annotation, biological process: cell migration; multicellular organism development; cell morphogenesis. NCBI's taxonomy places the organism in Eukaryota, Metazoa, Chordata, Actinopteri, Synbranchiformes, Synbranchidae. Gene Ontology annotation, cellular component: catenin complex; membrane; adherens junction. The transcript has 14 exons. The coding region runs from base 203 to 1750 and encodes 515 amino acids. Gene Ontology annotation, molecular function: calcium ion binding; cadherin binding; beta-catenin binding.